Molecule: messenger RNA, 937 nt
Organism: Aspergillus ibericus CBS 121593
Lineage: Eukaryota; Fungi; Ascomycota; Eurotiomycetes; Eurotiales; Aspergillaceae
Exons: 2
Coding region: 25-738 (237 amino acids)
Source: RefSeq, a predicted model, not a curated record
CAUAGACAUUACCAUAUCUACAGAAUGCAACCUCCUCUACUCACAGCAGCACUCACUCUCAUCCUAAUCAUCACCCUAACCCUCCUAACAACCCCCUCAACAGCACUUACCCCCCCCUUCCCCCUCCGCAAACGUCUCCCCCGACCCUUCCUCUCCACCCCCCACCUCCGCCACGACCUCCAUCUCCAAGACACCCAACCCACCCUAAAGCAGUGGCUCUCGCACCAAAACCCCCCCAUGGGCAACAAAAUGUCCUCCAAUAACCAAAACCAGAACCAAAACCCCAUCAUCUCCGACGUCCUCCCCAAGAACCGCCUCAUCAACAUCUUCGCCUCCCUCACCCGACAAUUCGACUCCAUUGAGUCCAAGUUAAACGAUGCAACCAGUAACGUGACGGUCCUGGCGCCGAGGAAUAGUGCUAUCCAGGAGCUGCCGCGCAAGCCGUGGGAGAAUCCGGAGGAUUAUGAGCGGUUCGGGGAGGUGGGCGCGUAUGAAGGGGAUGAGGGGCAGGAGAGGGCGAAGAGGAAUUUGGAGAGGUUUGUGCAGGCGCAUGUUGUAACUGGGAGUCCGUGGAGGGAGGGGGAGGAGGGGAGGACUCUUGCGGGGGAUAGGUUGAGGUGGGAGAGGGUCGAAGAUAAAAUUUAUAUUCAACCGGGGAAUGUAGAGGUGGAUAGUAUUGCGGAGCAGGUUUCGAAUGGGGAGGUGUGGAUUCUUAAUGGGGUUAUUAACUAUCGUUAGAUACCAGUGUGAUCCUGACAGGUUGGGCGUAUAUAUUUUGUUUCGCGUUAUGAGUUUAUGAUUGAUGGAUGUUGUGCAAGGCCUUGAGGCAGAGGUAAUUCCUCUUAGUAUUGCCUUUAUGCGCUUAAUAUAUAUCAUUGGUGUACAUUCACACUUCGUCUAAUAUUUUCAGCAAUACCCAACGCAAACAGCCAUAGAC